AUGGCCGCCGCACUGAAGGGUCUGAACAUAGUGGUCUGCGGCAGCGGCAACGGAGCCCAAGCUGCUGCCGGCCUGCUCGCGUCCCAAGGCCACGCAGUCAACGUCCUCCUCGGCGCCCGAUAUGCCGCCCGCGCCGCCGACCUCGCUGCGGCGCUCGCCGCCGCCGGCGGUGACAUCACCGUCUCCUCCCCCGCCGGCGAGGCCCGCGGCCGCGUCGCCGGCGUCACCAGCCACGCGGCGUCGGUGACGCCAGGCGCCGACGUCGUGGUCGUGUCGCUGCCCGGCCCGGCCAUCCCCGGUAUGCUCGCUGAGCUGGCGCCGCAUCUGGGGCCCCACCAGCUAGUCCUGCUGCUAAUGGGCACCGGCCCCGCCAACUACAUGUCGCUCGCGGACGCCGUCGCCGCCGCUCAAGGCCCCGGCGCCCCCCUCCCGGUCUACGCCGCCGCCAAGACCCUCCCCUGGGCCUGCCGCCUCGUCGGCCCCGGCCGCGUGCGCGUCGGCGGCGCCAAGACGGCGCUAACGUUUGCGGCAGCGCCGGGCGCGCCUGCCCUGCUGAAGGCGAUGCUGCCGCCGCUGCUCGGGAGCCUGUUCCCUGGGACCGCUUUCGAGCUGGAGGACUCCCCGCUUGAGGGCGUGCUGGGCAUCCCCUAUGGCCUCAUGCUGAACCCCAUUGUGCACCCCGGCGUCAUGUACGGCACCUGGGCCGACUGGGACGGCACUCCCCUGCCCGAGGCGCCAUUGUUCUACCACGCCGCCACCCCCACCGCCGCCGAUGCCAUCGACGGCUUGGCCGCCGACGCGCGCGCCGUGGUUGGCGCGCUGUGCGAAGCUCUCGGCGUGAACUUCCCGGCUGGCAUCACGGACCCCAGGAGCACCCUGGCCGGCAUGUACCGCGGCCAGGUCGACGAUGACUCGACCACGCUGAGCCUGCUGAGGACCAACGCCGCCUACGCCGGCGUGCGUCACCCGAUGGCCGCGUCACCCGCUGCACCCGGUGACACCGCCGUCACCGGCGGCGGCCUGGUGCCCGACUUCUCGUCGCGGCUGCUGACGGAGGACCUGCCGUGCGGCCUGGUGCCGCUGCGGGGCGUGGCUGAGAUCCUGGGUGUGGCCACGCCCUGGGUGGACCGGGUCAUCACGUGGGCGCAGGGCGUGAUGGGCAGGGAGUACCUCGUGGGCGGCAAGCUGGCCGGCCACGACGUCGCCUCGAGCGACGCGCCGCAGCGGUUCGGCGCGCGUACGGUAGAGGAGCUCGCGCUCACAGCUGCGCGGCCGGCGGGCGGGCUUGCGACGGCGGCCGAGGCGGCGCCAGCGCCUGCUGAGCUGGCGUCGGAGUUCUGGGAGGAGCCCAUUUCGCAGACGCUGUCUGUCCGCGCCCCGUCCGUCGGCGCGGAGGGCUUCGGGACCGCGUUUGCCCUGGACAUGCCCUCCGCCGAGAGGGCGCCGCACCUCCUCCCUGGCAGGCUGCUGAACAAGGCGUGCUCGGUGAUCGUGGCGUCGGCGAAGCCCCCGCUGGGCGCACCCGUGCGUCGCCUCAACCGCUCGGUGACGCUGCCCACCCUGGCCGCCGCGAUGUGA
This is a messenger RNA of Monoraphidium neglectum, 1578 nucleotides long. RefSeq lists its product as hypothetical. The record is from RefSeq and is a predicted model, not a curated record. The coding region runs from base 1 to 1578 and encodes 525 amino acids. Gene Ontology annotation, molecular function: oxidoreductase activity. NCBI's taxonomy places the organism in Eukaryota, Viridiplantae, Chlorophyta, Chlorophyceae, Sphaeropleales, Selenastraceae. The transcript is spliced from 3 exons.